AUGUUAUUAAAACUGGGUUGGCGACCUGGUCAAACAUUGGGUAAAAACAAUAGAGGGUUGCGAAAACCUAUUACUUUAAAAGCAAAUUUUAACAGAGAAGGCCUUGGUUAUAACGACAAUGUAAAUAGCAUAUUAAACACCUUAAAAGCCAGGUCGGACUUGCCCAUAACGGAGUUAUUUGUGCAAACCGUCUUCGAGGAAGACGAAGAUAAAUAUCAAAGGGAAUUUAUAGGGAAUAUGAGAACUGAAAUUAAAGUUUCAAUAUUUGACAAAGAAAUAGACGCGCUCCUCGACACUGGGAGCGAUGUUACAUGCAUUUCAGAAAGUUUAUAUUUACAAAUUAAAGAUAAUAAUCGUAAAAUAUCAAUAAUGCCAGUUAAAGCAAUGCAAAUAAAAGGUGCUGUUUGGCAGCGCAGCACAAAAAUACAACAGAUGAUCAUAUUGCCUAUAAAGAUAGAUGAAGUAGUCUUUGAAACACAAACUUUAAUUGUAGAUAAUUUAAUAAGACAUUUAAUAUUAGGCUUUGACUGGCUCAAGAGAAAUAAAAUAUUGAUUGAUUUGAGAAAUACUACUGUUGAAAUAGAAUUUAAAGUGAAAAACAAAGACUACUUUAUACCUUUCAAAUAUAAUAAUAAAUCUGUAUUACAUAAUAACUGCAUCAAACAAUGUACCGAUGAUCCCUUAAUAAAUAUAAAAAUAGGAUCUACAUUGGAGGUCUCUGAAAGGGCAAAACUUAGUAAGGUUUUGGAAAAGCAUAAGAAUAUGUUUUUGAGCAAAUUGGGAAGAGUCAAUUGCUAUGAGCAUAAAAUUGAAAUGAUCGAUGAUGAACCUAUAGUUACUAGGUCCUAUCCCAUUCCAUAUGCAUAUAGAGCGAAAAUGGAAGAAAAGUUAAAUGAAAUGGAACAAGCUGGUAUCAUCACAAGGACAUCAACGCCUUACAGUAGUCCAUUGACAUUCACUCUUAAAAAAGACGGCUCAAUUAGAGUUCUGCUUGAUGCCAGAAGCAUAAAUAAGAAAAUGGUUGCAGAAACAGAGAAACCACCUAUACAAUUAGAUGUUUUGAAUUCAUUUCACGGAGCGAAUUAUAUCACUACCAUUGACUUAAAUAAUGCAUAUUUUCAAAUUCCGAUAAAUAAAGAUGGUAGAAAAUAUACUGGAUUCACAUUCAAUGGAAAGUCAUAUGUAUAUAAUGUUUUGCCGCAAGGAUUAAAAACAUCAGUAGGAAGCUUUAGCAGAGCCAUGAAUUUAAUAUUAGGACCAGAAGUCCAAGAAUUUUGUGUGAACUAUUUAGAUGAUCUAGCCAUUAUUACAACAGGAACGUUAGAUAAACAUUUGGAGCACAUUGAUAUUGUUUUAAGUAAAUUGAAUAAAGCUGGCUUAACGUGUAACUUGCAGAAAUGUGAAUUUAUUUGUAAAGAAAUUAAAAUGCUGGGUUUUAUAAUUUCAACAGAAGGCAUAAAGACAGAUCCCGAUAAGAUUCGAGCGAUCCAAGAAUUUCCAGCACCUAAAAAGAUUAAACAAUUAAGGGCCUUUUUAGGUCUAUGCAAUUUUUAUAGAAGGUUUAUACCAAAUUACAGCGAGAGCAUAAUACCGCUCUGUGAAUUACUUAAAAAGGGACGAAAGUUCCAAUGGAGCGGUAAAGAACAGAAGACAUUUGAUUUUAUAAAACAACAAUUAAUUAAUACAAUACAAUUGCAUCAUCCAGACUUUAAUAAGCCAUAUUAUUUACAAACAGAUUGUUCCGGUGUGGGUAUGGCCGGAGUACUAUAUCAGAUAGAUGAUAAUAAUGAAAUGAGAAUUUUAGGCUAUCAUAGUAAAGCCUUAAAAGGCCCCGAAUUAAAUUGGUCUGUUACUGAACAAAAGUUUUAUGCUGUAAUAAGCUGCCUAAAGAAAUUUGAAACAUAUUUGAGGGGCAGUAAAGUAAUAAUACUAACUGAUCAUAAAGCAUUAUUGUUUAUUAAUAAUAUGAAGUUAUUCAAUGGUAGAGUAACCCGAUGGAUUUUGUAUAUAGAACAAUUUAAUUAUAAAGUACAGCAUAUAUCGGGUAGACGUAAUAUUGUUGCAGAUGUGCUAUCACGUUAUCCUCCUGAUGGCGAUCUAAUACAAGGGGAUAAAAAUAAUAGUUUAGAAAUUGCUUACACAGAGAGCGAACCGAAUAUUGAGUUGAUAGAAAAAUUGAAAUCCUUAUCAGUAUAUCAAUUACAAGAUUCAGAGUCGUUGGCUAUUAUUGAAAAGUUAAAGACAUUAAAUACUUCCAUAAUAAAACAAAACAAUAAAUUUAAAAGGUAUAGUUUGAAAAAUGAUGUAUUAUAUUACAAAACGAAUUUACAAGAAGUAAUAUAUUUACCUAAAGCAUUGAGACAAGAUAUUAUAAAUCAAGUGCAUGUCGAAAUGGGUCAUCAAGGACCCUAUAAGGUAAUUAAAUAUGUGAGAGACAGAUUCUUUUGGAAAGGUUUAACAAAAGAUAUUAAAAACCAAUUAAGGGCUUGUCAUUUAUGUCAGUUAUCUAAGAAAAGCAAUAUAACAUAUGUGGAUCCCUGCAAAUCUAUAACAACAGAAAACAUUGGCGAUAUAGUCAUGGCAGACUUAUAUGGGCCACUUGUAUCAGGUACCUUUGGGUACACUUUCAUAUUUGUCAUUCAAGAUUCAUUCAGUAAAUUUAUCAAAUUAUAUCCUUUAAAACAGUCAACAGCAAAGUCUGUUGUAACAAAAGUAAAGCAUUUUGUUGAGAUUAUAAAGCCCAAGGCAAUAAUGACAGAUAAUGGAAAACAGUUCGUAAAUAAUCACUGGAAACCAUCAAUGAGUGAAUUAAAUAUAAAGCCAAUAUAUACCACAGUUAGAAAUCCUAGACCAAAUACAACAGAGCGAGUAAAUAAAGAGUUGAGCAGAUUAUUUAGGACGCUUUGUCAUACUAACCACAAAGAUUGGGCGUUAAUAUUGCCGAAAUUAGAACAAUUGUAUAAUAAUUCUUAUCACAAUAGUACAGGCUUCACGCCUUGUGAGAUUCUUUAUGGUGAGUCUAAUGAGAUGUCUUUUGACAAAGUAAUUUCCAAAAGUAAAGACAAACAUAAUGUCGAACAAAUUAGACAACAAGUGCGUAAAAAUUUAAAAGAGGCAAGUCGAAUAAGAAACACAAAAUUUGAUAAGCGAAAUAGAUUAAUAAAAUAUAAUAUUGGUGACUUAGUAAAAUUUCAAGAUCUAGUAGAUCAGACGCUGAUAAUAAAGUUAUGA
Molecule: messenger RNA, 3231 nt
Organism: Parnassius mnemosyne (clouded apollo)
Lineage: Eukaryota; Metazoa; Arthropoda; Insecta; Lepidoptera; Papilionidae
Source: the annotation of a GenBank genome assembly